CCGAUAUUCUCCACCCAUAAUAGUGAUAUUUUUUGUGCAGAUGUUCUCCACCCAUUAAAGUGAUAUUUUUGUGCAGAUGUUCUCCAUCCGCAGUCUGCCCACAAUGGGGCACAGAGAGCAGAAUGAGCAGGAUGGGGUGGAAGACAUGACACAGCUGCAAGAGCUACAUGAGGGUUCUGUGCUGCUAAAUUUGAUGAAAAGAUUUGAACGGGAUUUGAUAUACACGUACAUCGGCAGCAUCCUGGUGUCCGUAAAUCCGUAUAAGAUGUUUAAUAUCUACGGAACCGACGUGGUGCUGCAGUACGAUGGACACACCCUGGGAGAGAACCCUCCUCACCUGUUUGCGAUUGCAAAUUUGUCUUACACUAGAAUGAAGGAUGCCAAACAGAACCAGUGCAUUAUUAUAAGUGGGGAGAGUGGCUCAGGCAAGACUGAAGCCACCAAGCUUGUCCUGCGAUAUUUAGCUGCUAUUCACCACAAGGGUGACAUUACGCAUCAGAUUCUUGAAGCAGCUCCCCUGUUAGAAUCAUUUGGGAAUGCCAAAACUGUCCGGAAUGACAACUCAAGUCGAUUUGGGAAAUAUGUGGAGAUCUUUUUGGAGGGGGGUGUGAUCAGUGGUGCCAUAACCUCACAGUAUCUCCUUGAGAAGUCCAGGAUUGUGUUUCAGGCCAAAGAUGAGAGAAACUAUCACAUCUUCUAUGAGAUGGUGGCAGGCCUCCCUUCCCAGCAGAGAGAGUCAUUCUACCUUCAGGAUGCGGAGACCUACUAUUACCUUAAUCAGGGGGGUAACUGUAGCAUCCCGGGGAAGAGCGAUGCCGAUGACUUCCUGCGGCUGCUCAGCGCCAUGGACAUCCUCCACUUCAGUGCCCAAGACCAGGACAGCAUCUUCAGGGUCCUGUCCUCCAUUCUGCACCUGGGGAAUGUGUUCUUCGAGAGAUACGAGGCGGACUCCCAGGAAAGGGCGUCGGUUGUGAGUGCUCGGGAGAUCCGGGUGGUGGCAGAGCUGCUCCAGAUCUCCCCUGAGGCUCUGCAGAAAUCCAUCACUUUCAAAGUCACGGAAGCAAUGAGAGAAAAGAUAUUCACCCCUCUUACUGUGGAAAGUGCUGUCGAUGCCAGAGAUGCAGUUGCCAAGAUCUUGUACUCCCUUCUGUUCAACUGGCUCAUCGACAGGAUCAACAGGCUGGUUUACCCGAAGAAUGAGGCCCUGUCGAUCUCCAUCCUGGAUAUUUAUGGGUUUGAGGACCUCACGUUAAACAGCUUCGAACAACUGUGCAUCAAUUAUGCCAAUGAGUAUCUCCAAUGCUUUUUCAAUAAGAUCAUUUUCAAGGAAGAACAGGAUGAAUACAACCGAGAGCAGAUCGCAUGGCAGGAAAUGCAGUUCAGUGACAACCAGGCCUGCAUUGAUCUCAUCGCAGCAAAGCCUCAUGGGAUACUUAAAAUCCUUGAUGACCAGAGCUUGUUCCCUCAGGCAACCGACCACACCUUCCUUCAAAAGUGUCAUUAUCACCAUGGCAACAACCCCCUUUACUCGAAGCCAAAGAUGCCCCUCCCCGAAUUCACCAUUAAGCACUAUGCAGGAAGAGUCACCUAUCAGGUCUACAAGUUUCUGGACAAAAAUUAUGAUCAGGUUCGCCAAGAAGUUCUUGAUCUCUUCGUUAACAGCAAAAACAAGAUGGUGGCCAAUCUCUUUGCGAACCACGCGGAGUUCCUCAGCCAGCAGAAGACCCACGCGAGGAAGAGCAGCACGGUGACGCGCCGCCAUCAGCCCUCCACCGCCGCCGCCAAGUUCCAGCAGUCCCUGCUGGAGCUGGUGGAGAAUAUGGAGAGGUGCAACCCAUUUUUUGUACGCUGCAUAAAGCCAAACAAUAAGAAGGAGCCCGGCAUAUUUGAUACGGAGCUUGUCAGCGCUCAGCUACAUUACUCUGGGAUUCUGGAAACCGUCCGUAUCCGAAAGGAGGGCUAUCCUGUCCGCAUUCCGUUUGAAAUUUUCCUGAACAGGUACAAGGCCCUGCUGGGCCUGAAGCAGCCUCCCCCACCAGAUGGAGAAAACUGCGUCAUCAUGCUGAGUAAAAUCUGCCCCCUCAAGAAGGGGGCUUACCAAGUGGGCGUCACAAAGAUCUUCAUUAAGGAGGAGGUGCACCAGCUGCUGGAGAGUAAGAGGGACAGGGUGAUGCACAUCGCUGCUCUCACGCUGCAGCGCUACACCCGCAUGUUCUUCGUCCACGCUCGUCAUGUUUCUCAUGUUUCCUAAAUUCUCCCCCUUCAUAUUUCUUGCAGGAAGCGUUAUGUGAAGAUGAGGGCAAGCCUGGUCAAGUUCCGCUCUCUCAUCCUAAUGUACAUCAACCGCAAGAGAUACAUCAGGCUGAAAUUUGAGGCAAGAAGACAAGAAGAAGAAGAAAGGAUGAGAAGAGAAAUGGAGUUAAGCAGGAGAGAAGUGAUCAAUGUGACACACCUGGUCAUUCCUGCAGACCUGGGUGCAUUACUGCAGGCUAUAGCAGGGGGCACUGAGCUGCACUCAGACUGCCUGGCCUUGGUCCAAGCCCCCAGCAUACAGCUGGGCCCGCAGCUCACUCUGCCACUGGACAUCAACAACUUCCCCAUGUCAAAAUACGUCCAAAUCCAUUUCAGGGAGCCUAAAUUCGGGAUGCUUACUGCCCCCCUGGAGAUGCCACUGACCCGUGUGGAGGAGAAUUUGAGACAGGAAGCUCUCAGUGCGUUCAUAAUGGUGUUGAGGUUCAUGGGUGACCCCCACCUGAACGGGGCCCAGGAGAACCUCUUUGGGAACUACAUCAUUCAGAAAGGGCUGUCUGCCCCGGGUCUAAGGGACGAGAUCCUCUCUCAAAUAGCCAAUCAGGUGUGGAGGAACAGCAACCCCAUGAACGCGGAGAGGGGCUGGCUCCUGCUGCUGGGGUGCAUCAGCGCCUUCGCCCCGUCCGCCAAGAUGGAGAAGUACCUCCUGAAGUUUGUGUCGGAUUACGGCUGCGAUGGCUACCAGGCCAUGUGCCAGCACAGACUCAUCCAAGCCAUGCAGAAAUCCCAGCAUGGUCCCGAGACCGCCCGGACCUAUCCGCUGUCUCUGCUGGAGUGGACGGCCAAUCGGAAAAAAGCAAGCAUGGUGCUCCAAGUGCACUGCUUUGACGGGACUUCCUUCCUGUGUCCUGUGCACUCCUGGACCAGCGGAGAGGACCUUGCUGGAGACGUGCUGCAGCACAGGGGCGUGUCGGAGGGCUGGAGGGGCUGUUCCGUUUUCAUGAAGGAGCACGGUCAGUGGGCGGAGCUAGCGGGACAUGAUUAUGUCAUGGACCUUAUCUCUGACCUGGAGCUGAUUGCCAACUUCCCCAGGCAGAAGUCCUACUUCGUCCUCUCCUCUGAGGGGCCGUCCCGGACCAGGCCCAACGCCGGCCUAGCUAUGCUUGGGAGUGGGUUUGAGUCAGAUGAGGAUAGUCCCCUCUCCUAUGCUGGGAGACACCAGACCCUGCCCAGCUCCAGUCUGCCUGAUUCAGAUGGGUACUUCAGCCACGAGUCAGACAGCCUGAGCGAGGCCCCUACCCAGAAGGGCAUGGACCGCUAUCUGGACAGCCUGUUUGACCCGGUGCUCUCCGAUGGCAGUGGGGAUCGGGAGAAAGCCGCCAGCGUGUCCGGCAGGAUGAAGGGAGCCGGGGGCAUCGGAGCGGACGGCCGAGAGCGGGGGUGGGCCGGGCCCAGCGGGUCCCACCCCCAGGCGCCGAUGCCGGGAGCUGUGCAGGUACUGCCUGUAAUGGGAGGCAGAAUGCCAGGAAUGCCAGCAGCUUCAACAGCCUCCAGUACGCCCAGCCCACCCGAUGCAUCUGCUACGCCUGCCACGCCCGUUGCAUCCGCUACGUCCAUCACCCCCACUACACCUGGUAUGCCUGCCACAACAGGAAUGGCAGGAAUGCCCGCUGUACCAGGAAUGCCCAUUGUGCCAGGAAUGCCGGGAAUGCCAGCUGUACCAGGAAUGCCCGCUGUUCCAGGGUCAGAGCAGAGUGUGAUGGAUCAGCAGCAGCAAGCUCUCAUCAACCAACAAGCCAUUAUUCUGGCACAGCAGAUGACCAUGCAGGCUUUGGCCCUGCAGCACCAGAUGUACCCCCCAGUCGGACUCCCCCCGGGGCCCCCCAUGGCCAACCCCUAUGCCAGCUCCUACGCCAGCCCCCAGUUCCAGCACUACCCGCCUGUGGCCACAGCCCCUCUGCCCCGAGCCACAACCAAACCUAUUAGUAGUUACUCCUACGAACCACCAGCGCCUACAUCUUAUGUGCACAAGGACCAGUCUGGAUACCAGAGAGGCCCAACCCGCUCAGCCCCUCCUGAGGAUGUGGUGAAAUCCUCUGUCUCAAACUCAGAGUACAUCGAGCCCAGCCAGAACAUCAAGCACAUCAUCAAACAGUACCAGCCUUCUGUUGCAGUGCAGCCCGUAGAAAUCCACAGGAAGGAACCCAAAGUGUUCGCAAAGAAGCCAGAUCCUCAUGAUGAGGCCAUGACAAUCCUGAAGGGACAGAUGAGUUCUCAGCCUCCACAGAAAAAAAAGCCCCCCACCUCCUCCGCCCCCCCUGCCCUGCCCAAGGAACAUAAGGAGGAAGCCAGAGCCAGUAGACCAGCCAAGAGCAUCAAGGUGAAGUCCCAGCCCCCCAUGCCUGCCAACUCCCAGAGGGCCCCAUUCCCGGCACCAGUGUCCAGGGAGCUCCCGAUAGAGGAGGAGUCCAUUCAGACGGAGCUCCACAGGAGGGCCAGCGAGGAGCACUAUACGUACACCAAUGUGCCCUGGAAGAUCUACCUCAGGAAGGAGGUUUUCUACCCAAAAGACAGCUUUAACAAUCCUCUGGUUCUGGACCUCAUAUUCAGACAGAUUGUCCACGACACAUUUUCAGAGGCCUGUAUUCGUAUCACCACGGAUGAAAGACAGAAAAUGAAAAAGCUGUUUGUGGAGAAUCAGAUUGAGCAGAACUCUGCUACUCAGGAUGAGGGAGUGAAGAAGAAGGUCGUUUCUGCUGCCAGGGACUCCUGGGAGAUUUAUUUCUCUCGUCUCUUCCCCGCCUCGGGCAGUGUGGGUACUGGGGUGCAGGUCCUGGCUGUGUCACACAGAGGAAUUAAGCUGCUGAAGAUGGUGAAGAGCAGCUCCUCAGAUGCAGAUUACUUCAGGGUCCUGCGGCCCUACAGCUAUGCAGACAUCAUGUUUGUUACAAUCCCUUCCAAGAACAUGCUGGAGUUCAAUCUGACCAAUGAGAAGCUUAUCCUGUUUUCCGCCAAAGCGCCACAGGUGAAGACAAUGAUCGACUUCUUCAUCACCGAGCUGAAGAGGGACUCAGACUAUGUGGUCGCGGUGAGGAAUUACAUCACAGACGACAGGACUCUGUUGAGCUUCCACAAGGGUGACAUCAUUCGCUUGCAGACCAUGGAGGGUCUGGAGGAAGGACAGCACUAUGGCUGCAUUGUUAGAAAGAAGGUGAUGCUCCUGGAGGACUUGCGAAAAGACACAUUAGACUUUGGCUGGAAGUUUGGGGCCAUUCACGGCCGUUCAGGAGUCUUCCCCGCCGAGUUCGUCCAGCCCGUUGCCCCGCCCGACUUUGUCAACCUCCCCGUGGACAGGAAGGAGGAGUCAAAGAGCAAGCAGGGUCAGGUCGCCGCGUCCGCUGCGGUUGCUGUGGCGAUGGCUUCCACUGUGGCGGCCCACGAGUUGGACCGGUCCACUGAGGUGGCGCCAGCUGGCAGUGAAUACGCAGAUGACUUUAGUAAUAUGGAGGUGGAUGAGAGGAUUCUGCAGGACCCCCAGUACAACAUGGUGGAAUUUGCCAAGAAAUACUUCAGAGAGGCAGUGAGAAAAAACAGUGAUUCAUAUAAACACAAGUCAAAGAAAGGAAACCCUAGGGAACCUGCUGAUAUGGUAAAGUUUUCUAAGUCACCCAUUCAGGAGUCUCUAAUAGAUUUCACUGAUGACGCCAUGAGCAAAGUGGCAGCGGACAUUUUCCUGGCUAUAAUGAAGUUCAUGGGAGACUACCCUCUGAAAGGGCAAACAGAGCAAGAUGUAGUCUGCACCAUCCUGAGGCUCAGUGGGAAGCAUGGACUAAUGAAGGAUGAAGCUUACUGCCAGGUCCUCAAGCAGAUCACCGCCAACACCAGCUCCAAAACGGACAGCUGUCAGAGGGGCUGGAGGCUGCUCUACAUCCUGACCGCUUACUACCGCUGCUCCGAGGUGCUCAAGCCCUUCCUGUUCAAGUUCCUGCAGGACGUCUGCCGGACCCCUGGGGUGCACUACCAAGGGAUCGCUAAGGCUUGUGAGCAGAAUCUGAGGAAGACCUUCAAGUACGGUGGGCGGGUGGAGUUCCCCACCAGUAUGGAGCUGAAGGCGAUGGUGGCCGGCCGCAGUUCCAAGCGCCAGCUCUUUCUCCUGCCGGGCGGGAUCGAGCGACAUCUCAAAAUCAAAACCUGCUCGAUUUCUCUGGACGUGAUUGAGGAGCUUUCGUACGAGAUGGGCCUGUACAGACCAGAGGCCAUGGAUGAGUACGCCAUCUUUGUGGUCACAAACAGAGGCCAGAACGUCCGGCCCCUGACCAAGCGGGAGUACAUCCUGGACAUCGCCACCGAGGCCGAGCCCAUCGACAGCAACUACAGCUUCUGGUUCCGGAGGGUGAUCUGGGCCCAGCCGCUCAAGUUUGACAACGAGCUUUACGUCACCAUGCACUACAACCAGGUUGUGCCGGACUACCUGAAGGCUCUGCUGACUGUCCUGCCCCAGGGAAAGAUGAGCGAUCAGCACUUCCAGCAGCUCUCCAAGCUGGCUGCCCUGCAGCACCGCACCAAAGACAGCAUCUACCUCCCCACUGUCCGGGAGGUGCAGGACUACGUCCCUCCACAGCUGUACGGCCAGCAGCGUCCACAGCAUUGGCUCAACACGGUGACCCAACACAUGCAGCAGGUCCAGGUCCUGAGCCCUCACCAGGCCAGAGCACAGUUCCUGGGUCUGGUCAGUGCCUUCCCCAUGUUUGGCUCCUCCUUCUUCUACAUCCAGAGCAGCAGUAACAGCGCCAUCUUGGCUCCUUGCGUUCUGGCCGUCAAUCAGAACGGGCUCAACUUCCUCAGCAAAGAUACUCACGAGGUGAUAGUGAAGUUCCCUCUGAAGGAGGUGCAGUCCACACGCACACAGAGGCCCACCGCUGGCUCCAGUUUCCCUUACGUGGAGAUCAUGCUGGGGGACCUGCUAUCCCAGCGCAUCACCCAGCUCCAGCUGGAGCAGGGACUGGAGCUGUGCCGAGUCAUCGCCAUGCACAUGGAGAACAUGCUCUCAGUGCGAGAGAAGAGACUGACCCUGCCCCCCAGCGAGAUCACCCUGCUGUAACCCUGCCCCCCCCCCCCCCGCACAAUCAACCGGCUCUAACCCUGACCUCCCAAGCCCCCCAGCGAAAUCACCCUACUCUAGCCCUGCCCUGUCCUGCACCCUUUCUAACCCUAGCAAAAUCACCCUGCUGUAACCCUGAGCCCCCCCCAACCCCCCCAGAGAACUCACACUGGUAACAUAACCCAGCUCUAACAGAACUUCAUCCUUCCAGCAAUCUGUCAACCCCACAAACACUCCAUACUGAAUGCUCCUGCUUUGGACAGAUUAGCUUCCACAUUCCUACAUGGCCAUAACAUGUAUUCAUUUUCUUUACUCUGCCACUAUUUAAAUUAACUUCAGAAUGACCUUCCCAACAUCUUCAAAUGUUUAAGUCCUUCCAAACCUUCGACCACUUUAUUUCAGAAAAAUAAUUUAAAAAAUAUUUACAAAUAACUGCUGUUCAGUCACAUGACUUGAGUGUUAGUACACACUGUAAAAUGGUCGCAGUUAAGUCAACUCUUAUAGAGUAUAGUUUAUUCCAAGAGUAUACUUGAUCCCUAAUGUACUCCCAAUGAACUGUUAGAGAUUCAUUAAAAAAAUAAUUUUUCUGUGUGAAUACUCUUAAUUGUGCAAAUGAAAUGAAUCUAAAUCCUGAAUACUGAAAUAAAGACGGAUAGCUGUUUAUACAUGCAGAGUAGGGUAUGUAUAACUGUGCUCAUACUACUGUAUGUACCAGUGAGUCACAUUCAGCACAAGUCUGCCAUGUUUCUACUCACAAAACAAAACAGCAUUCAGUCUGUGUCUGAAUAAUCUGUAUAAUGAAAGAAUAUUUUCUUAAGUUAACGUGUACUGUUUAUAUGUACAAUAAGUGCAUGAGUUAUGCACUGCCCAAGAUUAGAACUACAAUUAAAAAUAUUAUUUUUGUACAACAGUAAA
Messenger RNA from Anguilla rostrata (American eel), 8266 nucleotides. RefSeq names its product unconventional myosin-XV-like. The transcript is spliced from 64 exons. Gene Ontology annotation, cellular component: cytoskeleton; myosin complex. The record is from RefSeq and is a predicted model, not a curated record. NCBI's taxonomy places the organism in Eukaryota, Metazoa, Chordata, Actinopteri, Anguilliformes, Anguillidae. Gene Ontology annotation, molecular function: ATP binding; cytoskeletal motor activity; protein binding.